GGCGCUUGGGGGCGUGACAGAGCCGAUAAAGGGCCCAAUGAAGCUGUGGGAGGCGGUGCCCUCUGGGCUAUGGGAACCUAUCAGGGUGUGGAGUCUUGCGGGGCUGCCGGGGUUUAGUCGCCACGUGAGUUCUCCAGCCGCGUCUGCUGCAGAUAUUGUGGACAGCAUGUCUGCGACAGCGGCGCCUCGCAAGCGGGGAAAGCCGGCCUCGGGGCUUGGGGCCAGUGCAGGGGCAGGCAAGCGACGGCGGAAGGCCGAUUCUGCUGGGGCCAGGGGCAAGGCCAAGGGUGGCGGCAAGAUGAAUGAGGAGAUCUCCAGCGAUUCUGAGAGCGACAGCCUGGCUCCGAGGAAGACCGAGGAGGAGGAGGAGGAGGAGCUGGAGGAGACCGCGCAGGAGAAGAAGCUGCGCCUGGCCAAGCUCUACCUUGAGCAGCUCAAGCAGCAAGAGGAGGAGAAGGCCGAGGCCCGCGCGUUUGAGGAGGACCAGGUGGCAGGACGCCUGAAGGAGGAUGUGCUCGAGCAGAGGGGCAGGCUGCAGAGGUCGGUGGCAAAGGAGAUCCAGGCCCCAGCCCUGGCUGACAUUCGGGUCUUGCGGGGCCACCAGCUCUCCAUCACCUGUUUGGUCAUCACCCCCGACGACUUGGCCAUCUUCUCCGCCGCUAAGGACUGUACCAUCAUUAAGUGGAGCGUGGAGAGUGGACGGAAGCUGCGUGUGAUCCCUCGAGUCAAGAAGGGUGUCGAGGGGCAGCCGCCCGGCCACAGUAGCCACAUCCUCUGCAUGGCCAUCUCCUCCGACGGCAAGUACCUCGCCUCGGGCGACCGCAGCAAGCUCAUCCUCAUCUGGGAGGCUGAGAGCUGCCGGCACCUGUACACCUUCACGGGACACCGGGACGCCGUGUCGGGGUUGGCAUUCCGCAGAGGCACCCACCAGCUCUACAGCACAUCCCACGACCGUUCUGUGAAGGUGUGGAACGUGGCGGAGAAUUCCUAUGUGGAGACGCUCUUCGGGCACCAGGACGCGGUGGCUGCGCUGGAUGCACUGAGCCGGGAAUGCUGCGUGACAGCUGGCGGCCGGGAUGGGACCGUGCGGGUGUGGAAGAUUCCUGAGGAAUCCCAGCUUGUUUUCUACGGCCACCAGGGCUCCAUUGACUGCGUCCAGCUCAUCAAUGAGGAGCAUAUGGUGUCGGGUGCAGAUGACGGCUCUGUGGCCUUGUGGGGCCUCUCCAAGAAGCGACCGCUUGCCCUGCAGCGUGAGGCCCACGGGCUGCGGGGAGAGCCGGGCCUGGAGCAGCCCUUCUGGGUGUCCUCUGUGGCCGCCCUGCUCAACACAGACCUCGUGGCCACAGGCUCCCACAGCUCCCGUGUACGGCUCUGGCAGUGCGGGGAGGGCUUCCGGCGGCUGGACCACCUCUGCGACAUCCCCCUGGUUGGCUUUAUCAACAGCCUUAAGUUCUCCAGUGCUGGGGACUUCCUGGUGGCUGGGGUGGGGCAGGAGCACAGACUCGGCCGAUGGUGGCGGAUCAAAGAGGCUCGGAACUCCGUCUGUAUCAUCCCCCUCCGCAGGGCCCCCACGCCCCUGGCUGCUGGCUCCUGACACUCCCCCUUUUUUAUUUAAUCCUUCUCAGGCUGUGCCCCAUCCUCUUUGUAUUAAAAGCCUCCACUUUUGGGCC
Molecule: messenger RNA, 1670 nt
Organism: Trichechus manatus latirostris (Florida manatee)
Lineage: Eukaryota; Metazoa; Chordata; Mammalia; Sirenia; Trichechidae
Gene: RRP9
Product: ribosomal RNA processing 9, U3 small nucleolar RNA binding protein
Exons: 15
Coding region: 38-1594 (518 amino acids)
Cellular component (GO): small-subunit processome
Molecular function (GO): U3 snoRNA binding; protein binding
Source: RefSeq, a predicted model, not a curated record